UUCACACAUUGGCAACAUUAAGGAAAAGAAAUUUUCGGGCGGACGACAGCUCGCUGAGAAAAUUACGAAAGUUAAUUUGAAUCGUUUUAAAAUUAUGAAAACAUAUUUAUGAAUAAAAAUAAGUUAUGAUGGGAAUGCUUCCUUCACCUUCCCAGGUUGCUAGAUCUCACACUGCUCUAUAUGAAGCUUUGUAUCGGCAGGUGGAUCCUGCUGAGACUGAUUGUGUCUCAGCGGCUGAAGCUGCAGCAUUCCUCAAACGUUCCGGUCUUCCAGAUGUGAUAUUAAGCAAAAUAUGGGAUUUAUCAGAUCCUCAGGGAAAAGGUUUCCUGGAUAAGAAAGGGUUCUAUGUUGCCUUGAAAUUGAUUGCCCUGCAUCAGAAUGGGAAAGACAUAACAUUGUCAAAUAUGAGUCUUGAUAUACCACCUCCACAAUUGCAAACCUUAAGUGGAAGAAAUUCUCCAGCUAUUGAUUGGAAUAUUAAGGCAUCUGAGAAAAAGAAGUAUGAAGAAAUGUUUUACUCUAUGGGACCCAUUGCUGGAAAAUUACCUGGGGACAAAGUGAAACCAGUUAUGUUGAAUUCUAAGCUACCUUUAGAUGUUUUAGGCAAAAUAUGGGAUCUGAGUGAUACUGACCAGGAUGGCUUUUUGAGUAAAGAGGAAUUUAUACUUGCAAUGCAUUUAGUUUAUAAAGCUUUAGAAAAUAUACCUGUUCCUGCUGUUCUGCCUCCUGAGUUGAUGCUGAUUUUAAAAAGAAAACAGAGUAUAACAGGAAUGGUUCAAGUUCUUCCAGAUGUUUUGCCUCAGGGAAUAGAUAAUAAUGUUUCUGCUCGUAUAAGGCGAUCUAGCACACCUUCAUCUGAUAUUGUAGGAAGGGGCUCAACAUGGAUAAUCAGUGCUAUAGAUAAAGCUAAAUACGACGAAAAAUUUCACAUCCUAGAUACUGAUAAGGAUGGUUUUGUGACUGGAAUGGAUGUUAAAGACACAUUUUUAAAAACUGGACUUUCUCAAACUGUACUGGCUCAUAUAUGGAAUUUAUGUGAUAUUAAACAAAAUGGAAAAUUAAACUCAGAACAGUUUGCAUUGGCAAUGUAUCUUGUACAACAAAAACUACAAGGAAUGGAAAUACCUACAACCCUAUAUCCUGAAAUGGUACCUCCUACUAUGAGGCCGAAACCUUCAUCUGAUAUUGCACAGGAUGUCAUUUUGCCCAUAACAUCUGAUGCGGAAUCUUCUGGUAAUAAAGAAUUGGAUAUGAUUAGUGGUGAAAUUAAAGAGCUUCAAAUGGAAAAAAUGACACUAGAAAAAGAUCUUGCACAGAAAGAGGCAGAUGUAAAAAUUAAGAAUGGUGAAUUGAAAAAUCUACAAAAUGAACAAGAUGCUUUAGAAACUAUGUUGAAGCAGUUAGAAAUACAAAAAGGAGAAGCACGCAAAAGAUUGAGUGAUUUAGAUAAACAGAAAAACUCCUUAGACCUUACCCUUAGUGAAUUGAUGGUUCAAACUGAAGAUGAAGUCAAUAAGAUUGAUGCUAUGAAGAAACAGAAAGAGGAACAAGAAAUGGAAUUAGAGGUACAAGAAAAGGAACUCAAUGAAAAGCGGGUGGAAUUGAAUGAGUUAAGGAAGGAAGAGUCCCAGAUGGAAAGCAAACUCAGUUCAGGCAAAACUCAACUUGAUGCAUUGACUUCUUCUUUACAAAGUAGCACUCUUCAGAUAAGUCAAAUUAAAAUUAAAAUUGACCAAAUACAAGAGCAACAUAGGUUAAUGAGUGAAGCUAUCAAGGAUAUGGAUAAUGCGGUUUCUUUUGGUGAUUUCCGAAAUGUAUCAGACUUUGUCCCAAAAUCCUUUGAUGAAGUUGAACCAGCUGUAAUUACACCUGUCAAUGAUUUUCAGGAGGAUCCAUUCAAAAGUAGUGAUCCCUUCGAAGGUAAAACAAAUGGAUUUGCUAGUGAUCCAUUUUCUGGUGAAGAUCCAUUCAAAUCUGAUCCUUUUGUUGAUACUAAUGUUGCAGCAGCAGCUAGUGAUCCUUUCAGUGGAGACCCUUUCGAAAGUGCUUUUAAUGUAACUGCAUCACAAUCAAAUAAAAGCGAUCCAUUCUCUGGAAGUGAUCCAUUUGGGGGAUUUGAUGCUGCUUCUACCCCUACAAACCCUGAAAAAGAUCCUUUUGAUCCGUUUGGUUUAUCUCAAGCAAAUUCUAAUCAAGCUCCUUCUAUGGGUUUUGAUUCAGAUCCUUUUGGAUCCGAUCCAUUUGAAGGAGCAAGAUCUGAGAGUCCUACUCCAGCUCUCCCACCAAAAAAGAGUAAAGCACCUCCUCCAAGGCCAGCUCCUCCCAAAUCAGGAUCUAGCUCUACUGUCAAACCUGGACCAAUGAGAGCAGCACCAGCACCACCUGUGCCUCCUCCUCCUACAGUAGAUCCCUUUAAAGCAGCAGAUGCUGAAAUUACGAGCAAUAAUGCAGCAUUUCCCGAUUUGUUUUCAAAAGCACCCAAAUCUCAAGAUGCUUUUGAUCCUUUCUCAAAUGUGACUUCAUCGGACGGUUUUGCGAAUUUUGAUAAUUUUGCUGAUUUUGAUAAUGUUAAGUGAAAACUAUUUUCUGUUAGAUUCAAUUGCAAACAGAUUAUUUGAAAUAUGUAUGUAAAUUUUUUUAACAUUAGGAUUCUAAUGUGCUGUUGAAUAAGACAAUUGCUUGUGCUGUAGGAAUGAAUCAGUUAUAACAAGUUAAUGGUCUGACUAGAGUUUUAGGUUGAUGCAAAAUGUACGGUGAACCAGUUGGAAUAUUUUCAGUAUGGAUUUUUCAUUAAAUAUUGUUUUAGUAUUUUACAUUGCUAAAAUUUUGUAUUAUUUAUUUUAAAAGUUUCUGAUUCUUUUAUAAACAUUAAUCUUCUUAUUAUAUACGGGUAAUUUUCGAUAAUUUUCACAUGCAAAAAUUUAUUUACUAUUACGUAUUUUUUUAUAAAUUGCUUAGGUUUUAUUUUCUUAACCAAUUUUUAGAUUUAGAGCUUAUUUCAUUUCAUUAACUAAAUUUUAUUUAUUUUUAAGAAUUAACUACAGUUGUUAAAAAGUUUUUAAGGCAAUACAGAGAGUUGUGCCACAUGCCAAUAUGAAAAGUUAGUCGUAUGCUUUGUUUGGAAACUUUAUAUUUAGCUAAACUUACAUAAAAGGUUUAGGAAUAGUAUGAUGAGAAUUGAUUUCAUUAUUGAAACUAGUGCCUUCCUUGUCUAAAACUUUAAUACCAAUAAUUUUUUGUAUGAAUUAUUUUUCAUGUCUGGCAUGUUUAGUUUGCUGUUAGUGAAGAAUAUUUUUCAGGAUAGGAUACUAAAGAUCGGUUUUAAAAUUCAUUAGGUAAAAAAAAAUUUUUUCAUUCUCUUUAUUUUUUUUUAAAGAAAUGAAUUAUACUUGUCAAGUGAAAAACUGCCCUAACUUGAUUGUCCUAGAUUCAUGAAUUAUAGUUAUUCUACUGAUAUUAAUUUUUUUUUUUUUUUUUUNGUGUGGAGAUUUGCUUACUGCUGUGUCCUUAUCACACUAUAAAGUAGGCGUAAAGCACUUUGUCUUAGCCUUACAAAUGUGUCUUCACAAUGUGUAACUAAUGCUUUACUGUAUGCUGCCAUGUUCCAAUGCAAAGUUGUGUUACCAUACAUUUACAUACAGCUAAAUAGUCUUGAAAUGGUGCUUUGCUGUAUACUAAUCCUGCUUAAUGUCUUCCUUUAAUCAAGUAAUUAGUGUAUAAUCCCUGUUUUCAUCUUCAUCACUUCACUAUCAUAAUUACUUAUGAUUUAUUUAUUUAAAAGUAUAAUAAAAGUUAUUUUUUUUAAAAAAAAGUUUGUUUGCUAAUGCUGCAUAUUUUAUCAAUUGUUUCUACUUCCCUUUUUAUUUAUUUGUUCUUAAUUAAAUUGCCCUGGUUCUAAAAAAAAAUAUUUUUAAAAAAUUCAAAAAGUUUCUUAAAAUAAAUAUGAACAUCUGAAUUUUAAAUGUAAACUUGAACAUAAUUUAGUUGAAUUGAUCAAGUUCAUUUGGAAUGUUAGUAUGCACAAUCUUCAUAAAGUGUCUGCUAGUGUGUUUUUCUAAUUUUUAACUUUUUAAACUAAGUUUUAAAUUGUUUUGCCUUGUAAAUAAUUAUUUUAUUUAGCUUAAUUCAUAAAAUUUUCAAAACUUGUCUAAUUAUCUUCAAAGGUUUAAAAUUGUAUGUUUAUUUGUUAUAUAAAGGGUGUUUUAUAUACUGUAUUUUACCAAUUACCAUAAUGAAUGUGAAUAAUGAACUCUGCUUAUUAAUAAUGGCAUGACCCAUUCUUGAAGUUGCAAAUAUAUCAUUAUGAAUUUAAACAUACCAAUACAUGAAAAAGACUAAAAGUCCAAAAAUGAUUAAUUAUAUUCUUUAUUCAAAUAUUAUUUUUAAUAUAGACUUAAUUACUUUAAAUUUAAAUGAAACAUAAGGUUAAAAUAAGAGCAUUUCUUGGGUAGAUAAUUUUAUUGCAUUUUACACGUAAUAUUUGUCAAAUAAAUUAAUGUUUUCUGUACUCUUUUAUUUAAAUUUUUAUUCGGCUUAACUAUUAUUUUUAAAGUUAAAAAAUUUUAAAAAUUUCUUAGCAUUAUUUAAUUACUAUUUGGAAAAUGUGUUGGAUGUAAUGCAAGGUGUUCCAAAAAUGAUCAUCAAUUAGAAAUAUCAGUUAAUAAAAAACAGAUAAAAAUAUACAGAUUGCUGGGUUUUGCUUUGAAGACCAGAAUAUUAAUUCUUAAUAGUUUCACAAAUAAUUACAAAUAAAUUACUAGAUAGUGCUACUUUUUGGAAAAAAAUUAUAAAAUUAACUUUUCUGUUACAUGUUACUGAAAUAAUGCUGCUGCCUACUGAAACAAUUGCUUGGCCAUUUGUUAAAUUUGUCUUAAAAUUUCAAUAAGUUGUUUCUGCAAUUGGUGGCUAUUUUGAAAAUAUUGUACAAGAGUUGUUCUCUCUUAGUGCCAUUUUCUGUUUAACUUUUGUUUUAACAUUUUUGUGUCCAAAUUUAAAAGUUGUCUAGAAUAAAUUCUUUAGUUACCUAAGCAAAAUGCAGCAAGCUGAACAAUUCCAUCUCUUUAUAUUUUUCUUCAGCUGAUGUUUCAAAUCGUCAGUCAUUUUUGGAACACUUGGUAUUUGUUCACAACAACAAAAAGUUUACUGGAAAGGUGUAUGCCAACUCUAUCUGAAUUAACUUUUAAGCUGUGAUGUUUUAAGGUUUGAGACAAUGUGCUUGCUUAACAAUCCUGCUUUAUUUCAAUUGUGUCUACUGUCACUUGCAUCCAGAUAUAAAUAAACUUGUAUGUGUGUGCUAUCUACUGAAUUAAAUUAGUAUCAAGAAAAAGUCAUAUGCAAUAUUAUCAGACUACGUAUCUAACUAAAGAAUCUUGUAAAUAUUCAUUGCCUAAGUGUAUUUAAAGAAUAACAUACUGUUAUAACAAAGUAGAUCGUACUAGAAUCUCAUAUUGACUGGUGUAUCUUUAAGCUGAAUGAUGAUAUAUAUGGCUGCUGUGUGUAAAUAUUAUUAAAAAUUGAAAAGCAUUCUCUUUUAGUUUAGAAACUGCAUCACUUUCAUAAAGAAAAAAAAAGUUAACCAAAAUGAUCUAUUGUUAAGAGUUAAUAUAUAAAAUGUUUACCUUUAUUUUGUAAAAUUUAUGAAAUAAAUUCUAUCGAUAAGUUAAUAAAAAAAAAUAAUAAUAAUUUAUGCUUCAUAAAAAUGUUUGAAUAACUUAGUUGAAUUAGUUUUUUCUUUUUCAUUUUUAGUACAUUAUAAAGUCAAUCUUGAGAUAGGUGCAAGUGAUAUAUUAGUGCUCUAAAGAUACGAGUGUUCUGAGCCUUGAAUUUAAAUUCAGAGAAAUUAUUUUCAGUUUCUUUGUAUUUAGAUGUUUAGUUAAGAAAUUAUGUUGCAAUCUAUGAAAGUUGAGCAAAUAUCUAGCAAUAGGAAUCUAGAUUCAUAACAAAACAGUGUCAUGUCUUUUAUUUCUAAGUAUUUUGUUUUAUUUAAUUUAGUGAAUUUUAUGUAAUUUCUUAUUUUGGUAAAUUGAACAUAAUUAUAAAUAAUUUUGCACUUAUACCUGGGGUUUCCAAAUUUUUUAACUGCCACACCAAAUUGUCCACUAAACCCAAGGACUGAUACUUGAGGGAAAGGCCUAAUAUUAGGAGGAAAAGUGUCAAUUCUCUCUAGCCGUGGAAAUUUUAGAAGACCCGCUUUUCCCCAACAGUUGCAGGACUAUUUAAAGCAUUUACAAAGGUAUUAUUAAUUUUUCUGCCUCCCCUCUAGUUACAUAUUUAUUCAUUCUUCCUCUAUCUCAUUCAUAAUACCAACAUGUAGUUUUAAAUGUACACAAAUUUUUGUUUUAAAAUUACCCAACAAAACAGAGAUGUAUGACUUCUCAAGAGUGUCAUUUAAGUGUUCAGUUUAUAGGACAAAUAUUAUAUCCUUAACUACAAUAAAACAGUCCAUUUCUUUUUGUAUAUCAGCUAUUAUGUUUCUUUUGUAAGUAUGUACUCUGUGCUUGAACAUUUUAUAUUGGAUCUUAGUAAGCUUUUUUGUUUGUUUCAUGUUUUGAUAAAAAAAGAAAGAAAAUUUUCAUUUUCAGAAGUACAGUUCAGGAAAUUCAUAGUUGAAUUUUGCUCAAUUUUCAUAAACAGUUCUUUUUAUACAUAUUUCAAGGCCAGAUUCAUAAUAAUAUGCUAAGUGUCAUGUUACAAAAAUAGCUUAUCAGCAUAAACAUGUUUUAUUUAUUGUUCAUCAAUAAUUUUUUUGCUUUGUAUGUUUGUAUAUAUCCAAACUUUAUAAAUUUCCUUAUCACAUUGAUAAUAAUCUUGUAUAUUUCUGUUUCUUGAUGUACAUGAUAUUUGAAAACAGUUUUAAAAGUUAUGCUGAAAAAUAUAUAUAGUUUAUUAACCGAAGUUGUAUCAAUUUAUUUGGUUGAUAAUUAUUUGUAAAUGUUCACUAUAUUCAUCAGACCGUUACUGUUUCUAUGAAAUAGCAUUUGUUGAUGAAUGUUUUAAAUAAGGUCAUUUCUCAUAAUCGUUGUUUUUUCUAGUCCUGAUAAUCAUGAAGUUUAUUUAUGAGUUUAUUUCUUCACUAUGUCUGUCAUAAGUGUUAGAACAUCCGAUGUAUGUGUUACAAGACUGUGGAAAGAUUAUGAGAAUUGUGAGUGAUUAUAUUAAAAGUAUGAAAUAAUUUUUCCCAAUAAAUUUUAUUAUAAAAGAA
Parasteatoda tepidariorum (common house spider) is the source of this 7201-nucleotide messenger RNA. The record is from RefSeq and is a predicted model, not a curated record. NCBI's taxonomy places the organism in Eukaryota, Metazoa, Arthropoda, Arachnida, Araneae, Theridiidae.